AUGGGCCUCAUGUUUGACGGUAAAUGCAAACCCUCUGCCAGCUCGCCUCAGUCGGGUCACAGAGCCCGAGGAGCUGGUGGUGACAUUUUGGGGUUGUGUGUAGAGGGGUGGUGGGGGUAUGGGGAGGUGGGGGGCACGGCGUCUGUUUUGGAAAGUCGACCCGCUGCUGAGACGGCCCUGGGAGGCUGGCGGCUCGGCACGGCACGGUCUGGAAUGCGAGAGGAGGGCUGUUCUGUGAGGAGAGUGUUCUGUGCACAGGGCUUAGCUUAG
Molecule: messenger RNA, 270 nt
Organism: Knipowitschia caucasica
Lineage: Eukaryota; Metazoa; Chordata; Actinopteri; Gobiiformes; Gobiidae
Source: the annotation of a GenBank genome assembly